AUCGAAAAUGUCGAAAACAUCGCAUCGGACGAAAUGUGCGACAGACAAAGAAAUGUCGAGAAAUGUCAUGACUGUCAACGCACGACCAAUACGCACAUGACUUACACUUGCUGUAUUGGAAGUAACUGUUUUGUCACACUCUGAUUUGUGUUAUUUGGACCCAUUCUGCACACAGAUUUUUCGUUUCACACCAGAAAUCAACAAAAUGGGACUCUCACCUGAUGCCAAAGAGCGCUUGGGCGUUGUAUUCGAUGUCGCUAAAACUGUAUUCCACUGGGGAUUCAUUCCAGCUGUCCUGUAUUUAGGAUUCAAAAAAGGUGCUGAGCAAGGACAUCCUCCAUUAUCCAUUUUUAGUUUGCUGUGGCAGUAGAAAUCCAUAGGAUAUGUGUUAAUAAUACAAACUUACAGACUUAGAAAUAAAGCCGAACGAUUAAAUGCAUUGAAAAUAAAUCCAAGUUAAAUUAACCAA
This is a messenger RNA of Sitodiplosis mosellana (orange wheat blossom midge), 469 nucleotides long. RefSeq names its product mitochondrial import receptor subunit TOM7 homolog (gene Tom7). The transcript is spliced from 3 exons. Gene Ontology annotation, biological process: protein import into mitochondrial matrix. Bases 206 to 370 code for a protein of 54 amino acids. NCBI's taxonomy places the organism in Eukaryota, Metazoa, Arthropoda, Insecta, Diptera, Cecidomyiidae. Gene Ontology annotation, cellular component: mitochondrial outer membrane translocase complex. The record is from RefSeq and is a predicted model, not a curated record.